AUGGGUUCUAACCAGAGGGGCAGCAUCUAUCAAGUGCUUAAGAUGAAUAAAACUGGGCCCAAGGUAAUGGUUUCACCACAUAAAGGGGCUGAGAUUACUAACACCGCCCCUCAGCGGGGACAUGGGUCCAUUGCUUUCUCAACCCAGCGAAGUCGUGCGGUCUCCGUCAGCCCUUCUACCCAUCAAAGAUCAGAAGCUCGGCAUUCUGCCAUACCCCCUUCAUCAUCAUCAGACUAUCCUCGCUCUACCUCCUUCCAAGUAGGACCCAGCUCCCCUGGAGCACCCAUCCCUAGAGCAACUGAGAGCCGAUCAAAAUCAGAAGCUUACCGCCAUUCCUCUCUUCAGCGAAAGAUCCAGCAAACUCAGACACCAUUUCCCCAUGCUGUUCAGAUGCAGCAGAAUAUUAGUCAACCCAGAGAAGAAGCAACACGAAGAAGGGGUGAGAGCAAGUCAGGGCGUGACAGUAAUGCUUAUCCAUUAGCCUCAGAUGCCAGACCCUUUCGCCACUUGAGUUUUGCAGACCAGAAGGAUAAUGCACAAAUGUUACAAGAAGACCCACCCUCCAAGGUCCUGUACCCACAAGGAGUCAGAGUUCCUCGGCGGCCUAUGGUUUCUCCAAAGGAUAAAGCAGUCCAAACUGAACCCAUCCGAAAGAGUGUGACUUCUUCUGAGAUCAGAUCUACAAGGAGAUCCUUUAGUCCAGAACAGGGCAACAAACACAUCUUUGCAGACUCUCGAACAACCCAGAGGAGGAUCCCUGGCCAAGAGUCUGAAACAGGUCGUCACAGUUCAGUUUAUACAGAACCCAAGACGUUGCAUAGGAACAAGAACUUGGAAUCGUCCCUCACACUCUCUGUCCUUAAAGAUAUAGAUGGUGGACACCAAGUUUCUAUGCAUACAGAGCUUGAGCCUACCCUCAAGCAUUCUGCCUACACUGAACCCAAGCCCUCGCUAAAAGUCUUAGUAUCAUCAGAAGUGGAGUCCAGCAUAAAGACCCCAGUGCGAGGAGAUGGCACAGUUGGCCAUAGAGUCACUAUCAGCUCAGGACCACAGUCAGCACAGGCAGCUCCCCGUGUGACAUCUCGGGCAGGAUCAGAGAGCCCCCAAAGAGCUUCCAUGUUUACUUUUCCCGAGCCUGUCUAUAAGCAGCACACCCAGAGAGCCUCAGAAAGUGUCUCCAUGUCCCCACUACCCAGACUCAAGCAUCCAGAACCUUCCCCAAAUCCAUCUUUUCAUACCAAAGUGGAACUGACCCCUCGGCCCUUACCCCCUCGUUCCAUACCUAAGUAUGGUCCUGAGUCCUCAUGGUGGGCCUUACUCAAUACUGAAGUUGAAAUGCCCCAAAGCCAAUCAACACCACCUGAUUUUGAGGUUGACUCCUCCCCUCUCAUAGACUAUUCAUUGUUCUCUUUUGAAAUGGACUCAAACCCUUGCUGUGAGGAUCUGAUGUUCCAGAGAGAGAAGGCAAGUGCAUCACCACCACCAGCACCAGCGACACCACCACCACCACCACCACCACCACCACCACUACAAUUACUAAAGGAGCCUCCAGGCCGGGCACCAUUGAGGGGAGUGCCACAGGCCCCCAAGCACACCUCCAAACAACCCAUUCAAAGGUUUAGUGCUUUCUUCUUGGAUGUCUCUGAGGAAAUGUACAAUCGUGUCAUCUGGUGGCUAAAAGGUCUGUGCUUUCCCCUCCCAUGGGCCCACUGUGGGGGUCUGGGUGGCUGGAGGACAGUUAGUAGGGUAUCCUCGAUGUAUGCGCAGAGCUAG
Phyllostomus hastatus (greater spear-nosed bat) is the source of this 1773-nucleotide messenger RNA. RefSeq lists its product as uncharacterized. Lineage: Eukaryota; Metazoa; Chordata; Mammalia; Chiroptera; Phyllostomidae. The transcript has 2 exons. The record is from RefSeq and is a predicted model, not a curated record. The coding region runs from base 1 to 1773 and encodes 590 amino acids.